AUGUUUGUUGCAAAAAUAAGUAAUACAGCAGAUAUGCUUGAUAAAGAAUACGGAAAUCCAGAUAAGCUAGGGUUAACGUUGAAUGAGAAGGCAAUUCUGAACUUUGCAUUUAUCUAUUAUGGUAGCUUAAUGGAUAAUAUAACAAAUAGUCUUAUUCCUAUAUCUGCCAAAAAACCGAUACAACAAUUAACAUAUGGCAAAACAUUUAUUUCAUCGAAUUAUUUUAUGUUAUCUUCACAAAUAUUUUCAUUAAUGAAUUUAAAUAAUUUAAGCCAAUUGUGUGAAUAUCAAGCUAUAAGUACUUCUAUCUGUUAUUCUGGAAAGAAACUUGGUCGGUUUAUUGAGAAGAUGCUAUUACCUGUUAUUGUAUAUCUCAUAAAGCUGAGAAUUUCGCGAGUUAUAACGAAUCCUAAUGAGUUUACAACUGCGUGGAGUUAUAUUAAAACACCUAGUUUUAAGCAUCCUGCUAUUACUAUCACUGUGCACAGGAGUUUGAAUUUAUACUUCAAUACUCCAAUUGGUUUUCCUUCUUCAAUGCGUGACAAAUUAGGAGAACAAACUGAGCAUGUGGAAUCUCUAAAACCAAGUUCGAACCCAGCACUUUUUGGGUAUGUUUUUCCAGUUAAUAAUUAUAUUAAGGAUAGUGUCCAAAGCGGUCUUACAGGAUAUACAACCGAUAGAUUAAUAAAGUAUGCAGAAACAUCCCUAUUAGAUAUCAAAAGACAAGGUAAAUUGGAAGAAGCAAUGAAGGCCAGAUUGGAGCUCAAAAAGAUUAAUGAGCAUCCAAUUAUAAAGGGUCUAAAAGAAGAUCUACCUAUGAUAGCACCACAAGAAUAUGAAAGAUUGCAAAAAUUGAAUUCUUC
Messenger RNA from Plasmodium inui San Antonio 1, 863 nucleotides. RefSeq lists its product as hypothetical. The transcript has 2 exons. NCBI's taxonomy places the organism in Eukaryota, Apicomplexa, Aconoidasida, Haemosporida, Plasmodiidae. Gene Ontology annotation, biological process: adhesion of symbiont to microvasculature. The annotation marks the transcript as partial. The record is from RefSeq and is a predicted model, not a curated record.